AUGGGUGACCCUGGAGAUAUGUACUCCGAAUUAGCACCACACCUCGCCCAGGUGAGCGGAAAACAUUCAAUCAACACAAGGAUCCACAGAUGUUUGAUGGCGCAAGCCUUCACAACAGAUGUUCUCGUGGCUGGCGGCGGCCUAGGUGGUGUUGCUGCAGCACUUGGGGCUCUACGCAGAGGUCGUCGUGUGUUCCUAACAGAAGAGUUCGAGUGGCUAGGAGGACAGUUGACUAGUCAAGCCGUCCCUCCUGAUGAGCAUGCUUGGGUCGAGCAAUUUGGUAUCACCCGCUCUUACCGGGCACUGCGUGACGGAAUUCGGCAAUAUUACCGUGACCAUUAUCCCCUGACGAAUGAGGCAUAUCGAAGACCCGAAUUCAAUCCUGGAGCUGGACAUGUCAGCAAACUAUGUCACGAGCCUCGCGUUGCUGUGGCCGUCAUUGACGCGAUGCUACUGCCAUUCAUAGGGAGCAGGCAAUUGGUGAUUGCCAAAGGGACAAAACCGAUUUUGGCCCAGAUGGAUGGUCUGCACGUUCGCUCGGUGAAGUUCCGGAAGAUAGAUUCGGGCGCAACAUUCACAGUUCACGCAGACUAUGUCAUUGAUGCGACAGAACUCGGUGACCUGUUGCCGUUGACCGGCACGGCUUAUGUUACAGGCUUCGAAUCCCGCAACGAUACUGGGGAGCCCAGUGCACCCGAAGUGGCACAGCCUGAUAACCAGCAAGCGGUCUCCAUUUGCUUCGCAGUUGACCAUAUCGAUGGAGAAGACCACACAAUUCCCAAGCCGGAAGAGUAUGACUAUUGGCGCAAGUGCAAUCCCGCAUUCUGGGGUGCCCCGUUGCUCAGUCUCAGCGCACCACAUCCACGAACACUCGAGACCGUGGAACGUCAAUUCACCCCCAACCCCAAGGACGAUCCAGCACUCGUCCAGGCAAAUCAGCGCAAGUCAGGAGGGGAUAUGAAUCUCUGGACAUUCCGUCGAAUUGCAGCCCAGGACAAUUUCCGACCCGGUGCGUAUCAGUCAGAUAUAUGCCUCGUAAAUUGGCCGAUGAUUGAUUACUUCGAAAGGCCAAUCAUUGACAUUUCAGAACGCGAAUAUGAAGAUCGUCUCGAUGCUGCAGCUUCGUUAUCGUACAGCAUGCUCUACUAUCUUCAGACUGAAUGUCCUCGAGCUGAUGGAGAAGGGCGAGGCUAUCCAGGCUUACGUCUCCGCGGAGACGUGACUGGUACCGAACACGGCCUGGCAAUGGCCCCAUACAUUCGUGAAUCCCGCCGUAUCAAGGCUCUCACAACAAUUGUGGAGCAGGACCUCUCACUAGAAGUUCGAGGCCAAGCGGGAGCAAAGCACUAUCCUGAUAGUGUGGGCGUUGGCAUGUAUCGUAUUGACCUCCAUCCAUCCACUGGUGGUGACAAUUACAUCGAUGUCGCCUGCUGUCCAUUUGAGAUCCCUCUGGGCGCUUUAAUACCACCGGACCGUCCUAACCUCCUUGCUGGGUGCAAGAAUAUAGGCACCACGCAUAUCACGAAUGGUUGCUAUCGGUUGCACCCCGUUGAGUGGAAUAUUGGCGAAGUUGCGGGCUGUCUUGCCGCACACUGUCUCGAUACCGGUCUCUCGGCACAACAGGUGCAAGGGGCGAGGGAUCUUUUUGAGACAUUCCACAAUGUGUUGGAAAAGGAAGGCAUUGAGACUUCCUGGCCCGACGUUCAAGGUUAUUAG
Molecule: messenger RNA, 1716 nt
Organism: Exophiala aquamarina CBS 119918
Lineage: Eukaryota; Fungi; Ascomycota; Eurotiomycetes; Chaetothyriales; Herpotrichiellaceae
Exons: 1
Coding region: 1-1716 (571 amino acids)
Biological process (GO): NAD+ biosynthetic process
Molecular function (GO): L-aspartate oxidase activity
Source: RefSeq, a predicted model, not a curated record